This is a messenger RNA of Elaeis guineensis (African oil palm), 1962 nucleotides long. Its product is annotated as MACPF domain-containing protein At1g14780. Gene Ontology annotation, cellular component: plasma membrane. Gene Ontology annotation, biological process: plant-type hypersensitive response; regulation of salicylic acid mediated signaling pathway. Lineage: Eukaryota; Viridiplantae; Streptophyta; Magnoliopsida; Arecales; Arecaceae. The record is from RefSeq and is a predicted model, not a curated record.
AUGAGUGGGGUUGUGGAAAGAGCUUUGAGGUGUUUGGGGAGAGGCUUCGAUGUGACAUGCGACUUCCGGCCGAAGUACUGCAAGGGGAAGGAGAGGCUGGUUGUGAUCAAUGAGGAGGAGAGGAAAGAGCUCUUGGUGCCCGGAUUUGGAGCCUUUGAAGGUGUAUCGGUUGAUAUAAAGUGUGAUAAGGGGGAUCGAAUCAGAUACCAGUCUGAUGUGCUUGAGUUUAACCGGAUGUCGGAGCUAUUCAAUCAGAGAAGCUCGUUGGCUGGAAAGAUACCCUCAGGUUUGUUCAACUUUAUGUUUGAAUUUAAUAGUGGCUCGUGGGCUCGAGAUGCUUCAAGGACCAAAUGCUUGGCCAUGGAUGGCUACUUCAUCUCUCUCUUUGACCUUCACAUUAUCCGCCAACCUCUCAUUCUCUCCGAUCAUGUCAUCAAUGAUGUUCCUUCUUCUUGGGAUCCAGCUGCUCUCUCAAGGUUCAUUGAAAACUACGGGACACAUAUAAUAGUGGGGCUAAGUGUCGGAGGCCAGGAUGUGGUUUAUGUGAAGCAAGACCAGUCUUCCAACUUGGCUCCAUCUGAACUCAAGCAACACUUGGAUAGACUUGGAGAUCAACUAUUCACUGGGACCUGUGCCCUUCCUCCUCUCCGGUCGAAAUCCAAAGAACAUAAGCUCAAGGUUCCGGAGGCUUUCAAUGUGUUUGACUCGCAACCAAGGCUUGUUGAAGGCAUUAAUCCAGUCUCAUGCAAAGAUGGUGUAACAGUCAUAUGCUUGAAGAGGGGAGGAAAUACAUCCGCGAGCAGCCACUGUGAGUGGCUUCUAACAGUCCCUUCCAUGCCGGAUGUGAUCAACUUCACCUUUGUUCCCGUUACCUCCCUCCUAAAGGGUGUUCCUGGUGCUGGCUUCCUAUCCCAUGCCAUUAACCUCUACCUUCGAUAUAAACCACCAAUAGCAGACUUGCAAUACUUCUUGGACUUCCAAGCUAACAAGUUCUGGGCUCCCAUGCACAAUGACCACCCCCUUGGUCCCAGCUCAAUUAGAUCCAUUCCAACUCCUUCCCUACAGUUCAGUCUAAUGGGUCCCAAGCUCUAUGUCAACACAACUCAGGUCAUCGUUGGAAGGAAACCUCUCACCGGGAUGAGACUCCACCUUGAGGGCAAGAAAAACAAUCGACUAGCCAUCCACCUUCAACAUUUAUCAAACACCCCGACCUUCAUCAAAGCCCAGCCAAACAAAGCACCAUUAUGGCGGGGAUCGGAGGAGAUCGCAGAUGAAAGAUACUAUGAGGCAGUCCAAUGGAAGAUGUUCUCGCACGUGUGCACCAUGCCAGUGAAGUAUGACCCUCGGUGGUCUACCACUGGUGGAGGAGCUUCAUUCAUUGUAACUGGAGCUCAGCUCCAUGUGAUGAUCUAUGAGUCGACUAGUGUGCUGCACUUGAGGCUCCUAUACUCUGAAGUGCCUGGUUGCAUUGUGGCCCAGUCUAAGUGGGAGCAAGGCCCAUUGGGCUUCUCUCAGAAAUCGGGCUUCUUCUCAGCGAUCACCACACCUUUCACUGGAGUAGAGAAGGAGGGGCAGCCACUCCCAAUUGUCAUUGUGGACUCUGGUGUAUUCCCCUCAGGCCCACCGGUGCCUGUGGGGGCCCAAAAGCUUUUGAGGUUUGUGGACACAUCUCAGGUAUGCAAGGGACCACAGGACACCCCUGGGUAUUGGCUGGUCACUGGUGCAAAGCUGGAUGUGGAGAAAGGGAGGAUAGGGCUGCAUGUCAAGUUCUCUCUGCUAGCUUCUGUUUCUUAACCUUGAGAAUAUGCAAUUGUACAGUCUCACUAGUUGGAGGAUAUCCAACUUUUCUCAUUCUUUUGUAUGUGAAUGCCUAAAAGUGCAACAUUAUAUUGGAGGAGUUUUAAGGAAAACGUUGUAUGAAAAUUGGAGAAGCAAAGUUAUCAAUUUUAAUGAUUUUUUUUU